UGUGAGGACCAGUCCAGAAGGACCGGUAGACGACUUGCUGCCCCUAUUUGGUGUCGUACGACGAGAAAUGAAAACUUUGGAACGAAGGCAUGUGUUUAUGCGUAGAUUAACUGGCAGUAGCAUCCUCCCCUUCUCGAAACAUCAUUUCACAGCAUAAAAUUCAUCUCCUCUCACGGUGACCAAUUUCUUCUCCCAAUCUCUUUGCUCUUUUCUUUUUCGCCAAAAGCUCUCUGCAAUCUUCCACACGCAGAUCUUGCCACCUCUUUCAUUUCUUUUUCCUUUUCUUUUUCUUUUACUUCUUUCCUUUUCUUGCCACUAGCGCACCAACUUCCUCUACUUAACGUAGCUACUUUGGUAUAUUAUUGUCUGCGAAAGUUCUGUCUUGGUCCAAGACUUUGCAGCUGAACCAACAGCAUGGCGGAUCAGUGCUCCAAUGAAGGGUCGAGUAGUGGAAAUAUUUCGGCAGAAUGUUCAGAUUCAACUGUUCAACUCAAUAUCAAGACUCUAGAUUCCCGCAUCUUCAGUUUUCAAGUGGACAAAAAUAUGCCUGUUUCAUUGUUCAAAGAGAAAAUUGCAAAUGAAAUUGGUGUUCCGGUUAGCCAGCAACGACUGAUAUUUAGAGGAAAAGUCUUAAAGGAUGAGCACGUUCUUUCUGAGUAUCAUGUUGAAAAUGGGCAUACGUUGCAUUUAGUUGAAAGACAACCGAAUCAGUCACAGUCACAGGCUUCUGGUCCGAGUUCUGGUGAGCCAACAACCGGUACGAGUGGGAACCGAGGAAAUGAUAUAGGCUCAGGAGCUCCUCGUAAUCGUGUUGGGCAAAUUUCACAUAGUGUUGUUCUUGGAACAUUUAAUGUGGGGGAACAAGGUGAAGGCAUUGUUCACGACCUCACUCGGGUUAUUGGGCAUGUUUUAAAUUCUAUUGGAAAUGGUGGCCAGAGCACAAUUAGUGGUCCUAAUGCCAUACAAACUUCCUCAGCUCUCCCAGGGAAUGAAACUGAAGGAAUGCAUGCUGGAAAUCAGAACCUAGCAGGAAAUCAGACACCAUCUGGACAGACGUUUCCUGGUCCUACAUUCCAAUCUGUGUCUCAUGUUGUUCAGAUUCCUGUGGCAGCAGGAGCCAUACCCCUUCCUUCUCUCAAUGCACCAAUUCCUCAUUCAUUGAAUACACUGUCUGAGUUUAUGAAUCGCAUGGAACAGACACUAACACAAAAUGGUUAUGAGCCAAAUCUUUCAUCAGCUAACCCUGUGGAUCAGCGAGUGGAAUUGCCUUCUAAUGCACAAGGGUUGCCGACACUUGAAGCAUUAAGCUCUGUUUUGCAUCGUGCAGAACAGUUGCUUGGUGGUCAAGCUGUUGCUGCACUAUCUCAUAUUGCAGGGCACUUGGAAAGAGAAGGAACUUCUGCUGAUCUACGUACAAGGGGUCAAAUACAGUCAGAGUCGAUGCAAAUAGGACUUGCUAUGCAGCAUUUGGGUGCACUUCUUCUUGAACUUGGCCGAACAAUGUUGACACUGCGAAUGGGACAGUCUUCUGCAGAAUCUGUUGUUAAUGCUGGACCAGCAGUUUACAUUUCUCCAUCGGGGCCAAAUCCUAUCAUGGUGCAGCCUUUUCCACUUCAGACAAGCUCCCUCUUUGGUGGUCCAGUUCCCUCCUCAACUUCUGCAACUUUAGGCACCAUUGGUAUUGGAAAUGCUCCUAGGAACGUGAACAUUCAUAUACAUGCUGGCACCUCUCUUGCACCAAUUGUUUCAGCAAUUGGUUCUAGGCCAAAUAAUGGAGAAGGGACGAGAAGUGAACACCGUAAUGAGCCUGGCUCUGGUGAUUCAGGUUCAACACGGGUAUUACCGGUUAGGGUUUCAGCAACUAUCCCAUCACACCCUCCUGGCAUUGGAGUGUCUAGUAGCACACAAACUGGGUUCGGUGUUUCUACUUCACAGCCACCUUCUGAUUCUGCUUCGUUGUCGUCUGUUUUAGCUGAAAUCAAUUCUCGCCUUAGAAAUGUUGUUGGUAAUAUGCAAGGAGAUAACACAGUUCCAUCAGGUCAAAUGGAAUCAAACAGCAGGGGCUUGUCUUCUGGAUCUGAAUCAGGACCUGUUACAGGAAAUGAACGAGAUACCAUGGAGAUAAAUGGCAUUGGUGCUGCUGCCAGUGCAUCCUCGGUUGGCUCUACUUCUGAAAGUGAAAUACAGAAGCUCCAAACUGAGGCCGUCCAAACCUCAAGUAAUGAUGAGAGAGAUGUUUUGGUUGACAAAUUUGUUUCAAGUUCUUCCAACCAAGAUUUACAAAGUUGUUCUAGUGGAGAAACAAUAAUAGGACCAGAAAAAGAACAAGAUGUGACUGAACCUGUCAAAGCUGCUCCACUAGGAUUGGGUGUGAGUGGUUUAGAGCGCAAGAGGCGGACUAGACUUCAACCUCCAGGAAGUAAAGGUUCUGAUGAUGGAUCAACUAGUUCUUCUGUCAAUCAAAAUCAGCAAACCAGAACAGGCAGUCAACAUAUAUUGCAAAGUCUUGCAAGUCAUGGAUCUGCUGUAAAUUCAAGAAAUGCGAAUGGGCCAUCCCAGCUGCCCUUGCCCUCCAGUGAUCGCCCAAUCGAUGUGGCUGGUUUAAUGUCUCAAGUUUUACAUAGUCCUGCUCUGAAUGGUUUGUUGGAAGGAGUUUCACAGCAAACCGGAGUUGACUCACCUGAUGGCUUGAGGAAUAUGUUGCAGCAGUUCACGCAAAGCCCACAGAUGAUGAACACGGUCAAUCAAAUUGUCCAACAUGUUGGCAGUCAGGAUGUGGGGAAUAUGUUUGCUGGAAUGGGAGGAGGGCAGGGUGGUGGUGGUAUUGACUUUUCAAGGAUGUUUCAACAGAUGAUGCCCAUUGUAUCUCAAGCCCUUGGUGGGGCAAAUCCUCCCUCAAUAUUCCCUGCUGAAGAAACAGAACUCCGUGCACCCCACCAAGAUGAAUUUUCUGAAUAUGGAAGUUUACAGCAUGAGCUUGAACCACUGGCCGAAAGGAUUGAGCACCUGAGACGCCCCACAGAUGUUUUCCGUGCGGUAGCUGAAAAUGCUGUCCAGCUAUCUGGCAGUGGAAGUGCUUCUAAUGAUCUUCUGGAUGAGUUAUGCAGCAAUGAGAGUCUUGCAAGGGAAUAUGUCGAUAUGUUGCGACGUGAUGCUAGUCAACUGCUCGAGGGACAUUCUGAGCCGGAGAAAUUGUAAUUCUACCUUGUAUGAAGACAUAUUUUCUGCUCCAUUAACCUUCCUGAAAGUCCUAGUAAACGAGUUUUUGGCGUGUUGUGCCCUAAAUAAUUAAUUGAUCUGGAUCAUUUUGACAGACUUCCAGAUCAUGUGUGAAAAGUAACAAACCACAUGCCUGACGAUUGUUUCGAAUGGCCUUCCGCUGUCAUAUAUUAUGCCCUUUUGGUUCGGACAGUGGAUAUUUUAAGGAUUGGUUGGGGAUGGAAAAAAAUUCAGCAUUUCUGUAGCAUGUAAUCGUUUCACAGUGCUCAUGAAUUUUGUUAUGUAUGAUUAUUUGUAACUUUUUAAAAAAUGAUUAAAAUAAGAGAAACAAAGGACGUGUAUACUAAA
Cajanus cajan (pigeon pea) is the source of this 3567-nucleotide messenger RNA. RefSeq names its product Ubiquitin-like superfamily protein. Gene Ontology annotation, biological process: ERAD pathway. Lineage: Eukaryota; Viridiplantae; Streptophyta; Magnoliopsida; Fabales; Fabaceae. The record is from RefSeq and is a predicted model, not a curated record. Gene Ontology annotation, cellular component: BAT3 complex. Gene Ontology annotation, molecular function: misfolded protein binding; polyubiquitin modification-dependent protein binding.